Penaeus monodon (black tiger shrimp) is the source of this 1723-nucleotide messenger RNA. RefSeq names its product SAGA-associated factor 29-like (gene Sgf29). The coding region runs from base 282 to 1328 and encodes 348 amino acids. Gene Ontology annotation, cellular component: SAGA complex. The transcript has 8 exons. NCBI's taxonomy places the organism in Eukaryota, Metazoa, Arthropoda, Malacostraca, Decapoda, Penaeidae. The record is from RefSeq and is a predicted model, not a curated record.
AAUCAGAGAGCCUCUCGCUUCUCUCAAUGGCAGUGUUUACAUGAAACUUGGCGUCACGAAGAUAUUUUUUUCAAAACAUUACUUCAUUCUGCUCUCUGAAAGCCCCUUUUCUUCAUGAUUUUUGGAGUUUUGUAUACCACCAAAGCUUCUACAAUCAUAAUAAAUGUUGUGUUACUGGCUCUGGUGAUAAUUUCGUGGACCUACACUAUCAUAGCAGGUGUGGCCAUAGCAAGACGACAACUGGGUGCUUACGAUUCAUACCCUGAACAGCAGACCUAAAGAUGGGGAAAGGAAAGGAUAAAAACCUAGGGAGCCCAAAGAGGAGCGUAGACAGCCCAAAAUCCCCCAAGAUGCGAGGAAGCGACUCUUCGCCGUCAUUCAAGCGAGAGCAGCUGCUGAGGACAGAGCCAUUCCCUCCCAUCAGUGUCACCCCUUAUCCCCUUUCAACAUCCACUGAAAUGGCCAUGGCCAUGAGUUCAGAAGCUCAGGCAUUGCAGGAUCGAGUGAAGGUCUUGUCCGACUUGGUACGUGAGCUACAGAAAGCUAGAGAUGAAAAUGUUUCUCAUAUGAACACCAUGAAUUCCUUUUCGGAUAAAAUUAUUAGUGAAGAGAAAUUGACCAUACAAAAUCGGGGUAAAUUGAAGGUGAUGUAUGAAAAAGCUGUAGGAGAUGCGGAGAAAGAGGUUGGUUUGAUGAAGAAAGCUCUGCACACCGUCUACCAGAUCCGCAGCAUUCGACACGACCUGCGGAUACAAGCCAAGAACUCGGGGAACAAAGAAACUAUCCGCAGGGGAGCGCUGAUGAAGAUGUUGCUGAACUGCGCCCAGACCCUGCCCCUCUGGAUCGGCAACUCCAUGGAGAAGCCGCCCCCUCUCUGUGGAGCCAUCCCUCCGGAGCAGAACUAUGUGGCCAAGGUGAACGACAUGGUGGCCUGCUUGGUGCGAGGCAGCGAAGGUGAGGACAACUGGAUCCUGGCUGAGGUGGUAAGCUACAACACCUCCACCAACAAAUAUGAGGUAGACGACAUUGAUGAGGAACAGAAGGAACGGCACACACUCAGCCGGCGGAGGGUCUACCCGCUGCCUCUGAUGCGCGCUAAUCCUGAGGUCAAUCCAGAGGCACUGUAUCCUAAGGGAUCCAUAGUCAUGGCAUUAUACCCCCAGACGACCUGCUUCUAUAAAGCAGUGAUCAAUCGCCUGCCAACUCUCGCCACAGAGGAGUACGAGGUCCUUUUCGAAGAUCCCUCGUAUGCAGAUGGUUAUUCUCCCCCGUUGAUGGUUGCACAGAGAUACGUUAUUCAGAUUAAGGAAGUCAGUAAGAAGAAGUGAAGCUUGACUUAUGGAUAUAUUUUAUUUGUCUUUUGGAGUCUUUCCGGCAGAAGUCUAUCUGUGUGCAUGUUGUCAAGGAUGCAAUGAUAAUAUAGUGGGAAAGGAUGGCAAAAUGGUUCACGUUAUGUCUGAUACGUUUAUGUGAUUUGUAAAAGAACAGUUUGUUUUAAUAUUUGAUACAUAUCAUGUAAAAAACAGAUUUGUGUUUCUUACACAAACAGAAAAAGACUUGCCAUUUAUGCUCUCUGAAGAGGUCUUGCCACAUAUCCAAUUUCCAAGUUAUCUCUUUCAUAAUUCAUAUACUUUUGUUGUGUAGAUGAAUGCAACUUUUUGAAAAAUCAUAUUGUAACUGAUGUAUAAAGUUUAUUUUUUCUGUAAUAUUUAUUUCAUAUCAA